AUGGAUUUAAAGAAAUCCAAUGUUUCUCACCGCAUAUUGCCCAAGGGUCUGGGGUGGUGUCAUCAAUCAAACCACAUAGGCCCAAGGGCGUAUGCUUGGUUGAGUGAGCAUGGUGCAGACCUCGAGAUCGCCGGCGCCUGGUUUGAUAAUACCAUCGAUGACAAGGAGGUCACCCCAGAGAUGGGGAAGAAGUUGGUGAGCGACUACAACCGUCUCCUUACUGUCCUUGAUCGCCACCACUGGGCGAUCGCGGGGCGGGCGCAUGGUGACGAAGGAGAUCCCAUCGUCAUCGAAAGUGGCAGCGACAAUGAGUUGUUUGUGGACCAGAACCUGAACAAGACUGCUCAGAACUCAGCCAUCACAAACGUAGUCACUCAACCUUUAUCCAGGUCGGCUCAGUCUUCGCUGUGGGGUCAUGCUUUCCUCAGUGGCGAGAGUUAUGACUGCCAAAAUAUGACACCUACUGAAGCCUCUGAGUUUGCCCGCUGGAGUGGAAUACACGGGGAGAGCGCUCGUCAGACUACCGAGGAAUUGAACAUGGUGUACGCGGUGGGCUCACAGGACGGUGACCAAGAAUCGAAACACGACGAAGAAUCUGACUAUUCCACCGUCGACUCCCUUUCCAGUUCGGAGGAUUCUCAACGAGCGAAUUACUCUGAUGCCCGGGAUUCCUUGAUGGAUUCUUUGUUGGAUGAGCCUCUGCGCCAACAGCCGACCAAACCACAAGGCUCUUCGCAGGCCAAAUCAUCAUCACAACCCAAGGCCCAGCCUUCCACCAAGAAGGUCACUUCUAAAGUCCCCUCCAACCAAACGCUGAAACCGGAGGCUCAUCAUCAGACAAGCAUCCGCAGCAGUCUAAUCUUCAAACCCUCGCAUCACAAGCCGCCGAAGUGGCAUUUGCACAGCAACGUGCCGCGGAAUCCACGAGACCAUUGCAGCCAACAGCUCAGCAAGGUCCACUGCUACCUGGACUCCGGGGUGCAACCCAUUCUCGGGGCUCCUCGUUGCAAACUGUUAUAG
Penicillium brevicompactum is the source of this 1020-nucleotide messenger RNA. RefSeq lists its product as uncharacterized. Bases 1 to 1020 code for a protein of 339 amino acids. The transcript has 2 exons. The record is from RefSeq and is a predicted model, not a curated record. NCBI's taxonomy places the organism in Eukaryota, Fungi, Ascomycota, Eurotiomycetes, Eurotiales, Aspergillaceae.